AUGAAAGAAAAUGGUCAUAUUCAGGUGAAUAAUUUAAUUAUUCCUAAAUCGAUUAUAAAUCAACAAACAUAUCGAUGGGAUGAAUUCUCAAAUCCAACAGCGUUGAAUAAAUCAAUACAACUUCGACAUAUUCGACACAUUCAUGAUUGUAACAAUGCUAUGGAUAAUGAUAAUAAUAAUAAUGUACAAUUAGCUGAGAACAUUUUAUAUCAAACCAAUGACAAUUCUGCAAUUGAUUUGAUCACAUUCAAUACAGAUCGUCGUAAAUCCAGAAUGAGAAAAUCUCCACAUUCAAUAUCUAGUCUUGAUGAAAAUGAAAUAGAUGAAGUUCGAAAGAAGUUAGAUCAUCUUCAAUCAUUACUAAUACAAGUUAAAAAUCAACUCAUUUCUUCACCCAAUGAUGAAGAUGAUGAUGAUAAUAUGAUUGAUGAAAGAAUCUUUCCAAAUACUUCAACUGAAGUGAAUCUUUUACAGAAUACUGAAAAGAAUACCGAAGAAAAUGGAGAAAAGAUUGAUGAUUCAUGUCAAAAUUUGCCUAAUUAUGCUACAUUUUCUGUGAAACAAUCACAUGAAUAUGCUGUGAGAAAUUGGUUACUAUCAAAUUUUAAUCAUAUUUAACUACUUAUAUCGAUAAAAGUAGUUAGAAACAAUUGUGUGAAUUAAUUUCUAUGACAUGAAGAUCAAGUUUGUCUUUAUUUCUUUUUAAAUAAGUGUUUUCUUAAAAUAUCAUUCAUCUCAUCACAAUUAGCAUUGGUAUGUACGACGUCCAUCGUAUCAGUGUUCAUCUUAACUUUGUUCUUUAAUGUUAAUUGUAGAAUGUUUCUGGAAAGAUUUAUUGAUUUAUUUAGAUAUUUAUGAGUGUAGACUAAAUCGAUAUUAUUGGAUAAUGUGGUAGAUUCUACGUGCACCAAGAGCUUCUUAACCCAAACGAAUAAACUCGGAAUGUAAUUAGACAAACUUUAUCAUAGUUACUGUUCAGUAAGUCAGUCAGUCAACCAGUCAGUCAGUAACAACGUAAAAGUAUAAGCAGUAAUCGGAAACCUUGGGGUUUGAUGUUAUUCAAGGAUUAUAAUCCAGUGAAAUAAAUUUCAAAGGAGAAAAACAUCACACGUCGGGGCAGUCGGUGUUUGGGCAUACGAAACAAAUGUCCCAGUGAUCUUAACUUAUGAAGUUUCACUAAUCCAUCAAUUGAUUUUCCAUCCUCCUCUAGUACUCGUUUCCUAACAACUGGAUUACUCAAUCAGUGGUCUCAGGAUAUACGAUCAAUGCUUCAAAGACACCUAUGAUCAAAUACUAGUAACAUUAAUAUCUGAAUAUUCCUGGAGAUCACUUUCAAUCCUAGUAGGUCAAUAUCAGCUUCUUUGACUGAUAUUAGGUAAUAUGGGUUCAAUGUACUCAGAGAACCACAAUCUCUUCAAGAUUGCAGAUAUGUCAUACAGUCACGUUUUACAUAUUAUAAGUAGUUGGAUAAUCACGGUUCCCUACCGAUUGGCCCCUACCAUUUGACAUAAAUAACUGAUAAAUC
This is a messenger RNA of Schistosoma mattheei, 1525 nucleotides long. NCBI's taxonomy places the organism in Eukaryota, Metazoa, Platyhelminthes, Trematoda, Strigeidida, Schistosomatidae. The record is from the annotation of a GenBank genome assembly.